This is a messenger RNA of Mycotypha africana, 665 nucleotides long. RefSeq lists its product as uncharacterized. The coding region runs from base 185 to 526 and encodes 113 amino acids. The transcript has a single exon. The record is from RefSeq and is a predicted model, not a curated record. Lineage: Eukaryota; Fungi; Mucoromycota; Mucoromycetes; Mucorales; Mycotyphaceae.
UCCUAAAGUCUCCUUAACGCUGAACUUACGAUAUCAUUCCACCCAUAAAACAGUUCAAUAUUAUCGUGCUUGAAUAAUUCUUCAUUUACUGCCCAUCUUUCAAAGAGAUUAUAUAAAAGUUUGAAAACUAAAAAGGACACUCUUUUAGCACUUUUUCCCCGUACGAGAAGACUCUUUCAUUUUAAUGUUGCGUUCAAUCCUCUUCAUAUUUGCUAUCUUUUUGACAUUUGUUGUCGCUUUAUUCGAAAAUGACAAUGGAUAUCAACACGAUGCACAAGUCCACAGAUACCAACCCGCAGAUUCCAAGCCCAGCCAUUACAUUAAUAAAAGGAAGAAGAUCCGUUUUCACAAAGACACUGGUCGCAACGCUGGCUUACUCAAUUUGAAUCCUGGAAAGCAUUUGGCUAUUGACGACAUCACUCUCCGUCAUGUUCUCAAUCAUGUUAUUGAUGUUGACCUUAUCAAGCUUGAAAAAGUUGGCGAAAACGUUUAUAUACUUAGUUACAAUCAAUUAGUUAGUGUUUAAAUUAGAAGGAAAAAAAAGUAUACAAAGCCAGUUGCCUUUCUUUUACACACAUGGGUGAUGCAGCUAUUACAAUUGUUGCAAUCACUUACAUACAAGUAACUUGCCUGGGAAGGGUUAUUGUAACAUACCAUAUACAUAG